This is a messenger RNA of Zophobas morio, 1083 nucleotides long. RefSeq names its product cathepsin B-like. Gene Ontology annotation, molecular function: cysteine-type endopeptidase activity. The record is from RefSeq and is a predicted model, not a curated record. Lineage: Eukaryota; Metazoa; Arthropoda; Insecta; Coleoptera; Tenebrionidae. The transcript has 5 exons. Gene Ontology annotation, cellular component: lysosome. Bases 4 to 1083 code for a protein of 359 amino acids.
AACAUGUCAGGAUCUCAAUUUAACGUGUCAUUGGCAUUAAUAUUGUUUCUGAUACACUCAAUUAUUUGCCAAUAUGAAGAUCCCCCUCCGACGUUUUCGGGAGGAGUUCUAUUCUCGGUGAAUGAACAAAACGAACUAAAAGGUUUAUCUGAUGCGAAAAUCAUUUCCCACCCGCAACAGUCCGUUCCAGAGAAUUUUAACGCAAAAGACGAAUGGCCCGAGUGUGAAUCAAUCCAGACCAUUCGAGACGAAGGUGACUGCGGUUUCUCUUGGGCACUUGCUCUAACUCAAGUAGUAACUGACAGGCUGUGCAUUGCCACUAAUGGAACGAUUACAUUUCAAUAUUCAGCUGAAGAUCUACUGACAUGCUGUCCAGAUUGUCACGGUUCAGAGCUAGGAAAUAUCUGUGAAGCAGGAGGAAACCUUGUCAGAGCUUUAAAAUUUCUUCAGGAAGAGGGAGUCGUGUCAGGGGGAGAUAUGGUAUCAAAGAAAGGGUGCAGACCUACAUCUGCAGCGACACUUGUACGAUCACUGUGGGCAAGAGCACCCAUUAUAUGUAAAACUGCAUGUUCCGACGAAUACAACGAUACCUACCAAAAUGACAAGAGACAUAUUUAUGAAAUCACUUAUGACUAUAGUCUGAAUGACACUAAAAAAAUUCAGACUGAAAUUAUGACAAACGGACCAGUGAUGGCAGUUAUCCGACCAACGGAAACAUUUAGGGAGAAUGCCGCAGAAGCAAUUGAUGGUUUUCCAAUAGACGGAAAUUAUCCAGAAUAUGAUCGUGGAAACAGUUAUCGUUCUGGCUAUUAUCAUGGUGUGAGGAUAUGUGGUUGGGGAAAAAAAGAUGGGAAAACUUUUUGGAUCGCAUCUAAUUCGUGGGGUUCUGGUUGGGGCGAUGGAGGUUAUUUCAAAUAUGGAAUCUGCCAAUCACAUGAUGACUGUGCACCAGUUAUAGGUGACCAACAUAUGUCGGUCAUUGCGAUGGCAGGUUUUUCAGCAGGUUUUUGUUUUCAUGAAAUCAGAAUUACUCUCCAUGUGCUUAUGGGUGUUACAUUAAUUUAUUUAUUUGUAAUUUUGUAA